AGAUCUUGACAGUUCUGAACUCAAAGAUCGAUUCUUUAAUUCAUUUCGUCACGCUGAAGGAAGGCUCGUUCAUCUUCGAACUCCCGGCGGGCUAAUUUUUUGAACCAGUGAAAAGCCUGCACUGUAUCGACCCAACUGUUCAGGGUAUAAAUUGCGUUGCAUUUUUUGGACUUUCAUUGUGACCAAGGGUUUGGAACGCAGACUGUCAAACUGCUCCUUGGUGAAGAUCAUCCUUAUCCAUCUUCUCAGGACUGCCGCUGUUUAUCGGCAGCUAUUCUCAGCCAGUCGGGGAAUGAUCGAGAGAUCUCGGUGAUUUCCGGGAUCGGACGGAAAAGCACGAGUUGGACCGGGACUAGCUGGAGGACACACUCUGAGGCAAGAGAGGAGGGCACAGAGACAGUUCCAGCUGCCGUCCCUUGAACUCGCUCUACUUGCCCUCCACGGCUGCAGCCCCACACAGCCGGAGCCGUAGUGACUACCACCCUCCCCGUUUCCGAGAUGAAAAGUCACCGCCUGCUCGCACUGACUGCAGUCCUCCUGAUUUUGGCAGAAGCCUUUUGCGAAGAGAUCUCUCCAAGUGAAGACACAUCGCUUUGGCUUGCCAGCAAUCAAAGUCAGGAAAGGGAACUUAAAGGGAACUCUGUUCGGGAUCUCCUGCGCCGAAUGGUCAGGAAACCGCGACCUGAGAAGUUCUACGCCUUAAUGGGGAGGCGAUCACUAGGAAACAAGCCAAUGAGUCAAAAACAACCUCAGUUAGAUGACGGGUUUGUUGCACUCAUGGGAAAACGCUCAUCAGCUGUUGGUUCCCCUUCUGAGUACAAAGUGGUACAAGAUUUUGUCCAAGAGCAUUAAUAAAUCAUGAAGAUCGAAAUAAAUUGGUCAGCAAUUAUUUUAAUUUGCUAGCAGGUGUCAAUAAUAUUGUAUCCUUCACUAAUGUGAA
Molecule: messenger RNA, 940 nt
Organism: Mobula hypostoma (lesser devil ray)
Lineage: Eukaryota; Metazoa; Chordata; Chondrichthyes; Myliobatiformes; Myliobatidae
Gene: tac1
Product: tachykinin precursor 1
Exons: 5
Coding region: 499-852 (117 amino acids)
Source: RefSeq, a predicted model, not a curated record